This is a messenger RNA of Contarinia nasturtii (swede midge), 2472 nucleotides long. Its product is annotated as apoptosis-resistant E3 ubiquitin protein ligase 1. The record is from RefSeq and is a predicted model, not a curated record. Bases 1 to 2082 code for a protein of 693 amino acids. Gene Ontology annotation, biological process: positive regulation of protein catabolic process; proteasome-mediated ubiquitin-dependent protein catabolic process; protein polyubiquitination. Gene Ontology annotation, molecular function: ubiquitin-protein transferase activity. The transcript is spliced from 10 exons. Lineage: Eukaryota; Metazoa; Arthropoda; Insecta; Diptera; Cecidomyiidae.
AUGGUUUUAGCCCAUAUAGGUGGCUUACCUGAUUCCAUCACGUCACGAAAUCUAACAAACAAUUGCAUAAAAUGCUUUGAAAUAUAUAAUUAUAUAUUUUCAGUCAAGUUCACCGUUCGUACUGCUGGAUCUUAUAAAAUUUCGGUGAUGAUCGGUUCAAGUCAUAUUGCUGGUAGUCCAUUUGUUCGAAACUUUGUACCAGGAUCAAUUGACUCAACGAAAUCUCGUUUGGUGCGUCCGGCAAAUACAGUUGUUUGUUGUGCAAGCGCUGCAACAUUACUGUACAUUGAACCUCGUGACGAAUUUGGCAAUGGUUGCACAUUCAAACGUGAUAUAGAUGCCAUUCGUGAUUUUCAAGUGAAAGUUUAUGAUUUGAAUGAUGUGAGAGAUGAAAAACUUAGCGAUGCAAUUAUUCUAUCGUAUGAUAAAGUGAAUCUUCGCAUCUCAGUGACCAUGCUUUUUCCGGAGCCGAUUUGUGUCAAAGCUUGCAUUACAUUCAAAGGUCAGCUCAUCCCUAAUGGAUCAUUUGAUGUUUUAGUUUUAAGUAGCAGCGACACUACAUUAGUUCACAAAAAUAUUUCCAAACGUAAUAUCUGCUACGAAGCCAAACUAUUAAACAUAUUUUCACAGCAAAAAUCCAAAUGUUCACCGCGCAAAGUGGUUUGUUACAUUGGUCCGAAACAGAUUGUUGUGAAGGAGAAGAUAUUGAAACUAAUACCAAAACGCAUUGCAACAUUCAGACUUUGCCCCUCCACAAAGUUCAUUUUCUUGCCAACGUCGAAUCUUAGCCAGUAUGGUCCUGUUUUUGUUAUUGACGAUGGAAGUCAGCCAAAGAUUGAAAUUGCAUCGAAAGAUAGGAAUAUAAUUGCAGCCACGUUCACUCAUUUUUUGUUGAAAAAUAUUGGUGGGAGUGAGACAUUUAAAGACAAACAGGACUUUUUCUACCACGAAGUUCGCAAAUAUCAUUCAAAUUUCUACCACGAAAAGUUGUCGCUUAAAGUGAAUCGUGAAAAAAUAUUGGAGUCCAGUAUGAAAGCUACAAAAGGGUUCUCCGUAUCGGAUUGGUGUGGCAAUUUCGAAGUAACAUUCCAGGGGGAGCAAGGAAUAGAUUGGGGCGGUUUAAGACGCGAGUGGUUCGAAUUGAUUUGUUGUGCUCUGUUUGAUCCGCGCAGUGGAUUGUUUUGUAGCUUUCAUGAUAAACAACAGGCACUUGUUCAUCCGAAUUCAAAUCGGCCGACAUCUCUGAAACUCAAACAUUUUGAAUUUGCUGGAAAAAUAGUCGGAAAGUGUCUAUAUGAAAGUGCAUUGGGCGGAUCUUAUCGACAAAUGAUUCGGGCACGAUUUACGCGCAGUUUUCUUGCGCAACUGAUUGGAUUACGCACUGGCUACAGAUAUUUUGAGCAUGACGAUCCAGAUCUGUACCUUUCGAAAGUGAAAUACAUACUGGAAACUAAUUUGGAUGAGAACGACAACUUGGAACUAUAUUUCACUGAAGAUGUUUAUGAUGCAAGUGGCCAACUGGUUAAGACCAUUGAAUUGAUACCAAAUGGAUCAAAAAUCCGUGUAACUAAUGAGACGAAAAAUCAGUAUUUGGAUGCACUGGCACAACAACGUCUUUGUAAUGCCGUGCGUGAUGAAGUCGAUAGCUUUUUAAAGGGCUUAAAUGGUAUAAUACCUGACAACCUGCUGAGCAUAUUUGAUGAAAAUGAGUUAGAGCUUUUGCUUUGCGGCACAGGUGAAUAUAAUAUAAGUGAUUUUCGUAUGCAUCACAUUGCAAAUGGCAAUUCACCUGAAUUUCGCAAAGUCCUUGGCUGGUUUUGGACGGCAGUUAGUAAUUUCAAUCAGACCGAAAUGGCGCGUUUACUACAGUUUACCACAGGAUGUAGUGUCUUGCCACCAGGAGGGUUUCAAGAAUUGAGUCCAAGAUUCCAAAUCACGGCUGCACCAACCUUUGGCAAUUUACCAACAGCCCACACAUGCUUCAAUCAACUAUGCUUGCCUGAUUACGAGAAAUACGAAUACUUUGAAAAAUCGUUGCUUAUUGCAAUUUCGGAAGGAACAGAAGGAUUUGGCAUGGUUUAAAUUCGGCAUUCAUCUCAAUCAAAUAAGAGCAUAAAGUGCUUAAGGUCCACAAUAUCGGCAUUAUUAAUUUUCCCUUAUAAUCAAUGGACGCAGUCAAUUUCAAUUAAAAAUCACAUAUUAUGUUCAAUGAGGUCGCUUUAAAAGUUAUACCAAUGUAUAAUGACUACACGCGUAAGUCGUAAUUUUGAUCUCCCUCAUAGCACACAAACCACUCGAAUUAAAAUAUCAUUACAAGCGGUGAUAAAUGAAAAAAAAUUGUAGUUAUUAAGCCGUAAUACUUAGGAAAUGAUGAAACGUAUUUUUAAUUGUUGAAACUUCAAAAACAUUUCAAAUAUGUUAUCAAUGAUUAAAAAGAGCACAAUUUGAAUUGCACAAGUUGAAAUGAUCUUC